Messenger RNA from Lycium ferocissimum, 537 nucleotides. RefSeq lists its product as uncharacterized. The transcript has 5 exons. Bases 1 to 537 code for a protein of 178 amino acids. Gene Ontology annotation, molecular function: acyltransferase activity. NCBI's taxonomy places the organism in Eukaryota, Viridiplantae, Streptophyta, Magnoliopsida, Solanales, Solanaceae. Gene Ontology annotation, cellular component: chloroplast. The record is from RefSeq and is a predicted model, not a curated record.
AUGGUGAUGGUAUUUAUCACUUCAGAGGUACAUGUUUACUUGAACAAUGUUUAUGAAUUUUCUACCAUGGAUAAAAAAGUUAUAGGUUAUGCACAUCAAACUUCUCUAAAUAAUUGUCAAGAUGUUGCUAAAGAUUCUGAAGUUUCCAUAAAGAUGAUAUUCAAAAAUACUUCACAAAUGCGUAAUGAAUAUUUGAAAAAUAAACAAGCACAAUGGAGAACCGAAAUAUAUAAAGGAGUUUUACCAAAUUGUCAAGUCUUACUUCUACUCAAUAUGCAGGCAAACCAAAGGAUUAUAGAUGGUGUAGCAACACAGUUAGAGGUGCCAUCGGAGCCGGUGAUAUCAAAUGUGGCAAAUUAUUCAGAUGUAGUUGUUCCCUUGGCAUUGGAUGUAGCUGUUCGGAGUGGAAAGAAGCAGCCAGGCCAUGUCAUUUCUUCUGCUAGAUUUGGAGCUGGCCUUACAUGGGCUUCUGCAAUAUUCAGAUGGGGAUCAAUGUUUUGGCUGAAUAGGGACACAAAUUGUAGUGAACCGGUUUGA